This is a messenger RNA of Micropterus salmoides (largemouth bass), 4958 nucleotides long. RefSeq names its product serine protease 12 (gene prss12). The transcript has 13 exons. Gene Ontology annotation, molecular function: serine-type endopeptidase activity. The coding region runs from base 948 to 3464 and encodes 838 amino acids. The record is from RefSeq and is a predicted model, not a curated record. Gene Ontology annotation, cellular component: membrane. Gene Ontology annotation, biological process: proteolysis. Lineage: Eukaryota; Metazoa; Chordata; Actinopteri; Centrarchiformes; Centrarchidae.
GUUGUUCUCUCUCUCUCUCUCUCUCACACACACACACACACACACACACACAGGAGAGAGACGAAAGAGCGAGUGCAUUCAAGUUUAAUCAUUCAUCAUCCGCAACCGUAGCGUCACAUUUCUCAUGCUUCACUGAUGUGCCUCCAAAAGAAAAACCUUUACCAUCUUAAGAGAUAAUAGCUACAUUUAGCCUACUUAUUUAGCAGACGCUCAUCCAAAGUCACUUACUUACAUUUGAGGAAUAACAUAGGCCUACUUAAGCAUCAGUAAAGUAAGAGAUCUCGAUAAUAGGAAACAGCUUUUUAUUCGCAUAGGGUAGGCUAUGUAAUAAUGGAUCCACGUGAUGAAAGAAUAGAAAGGUUGAAUAUAGUGUUUAGGACAUCGCAUAAAAUUACUAUCAGCAUCAGAACUCAUUAGGCUUAAACAAACUUAACUUUUGAUAAAACCCAAUAGGCAAAGCCUAAUCAAAUAAGCAUUUUGGUCAUAGCCAAGUUGUCUCAACAAUACGCAAUUUCAAGUUUUGGGACCCCUAAAGUGGAUAAGGCCCAGUGUUCUGGGAUUUUAUAUAGCCUAUCGGUUGGGUUCCCCUGUAGGCCUAUGCCUGCUCCCUGUAAAUCUGCUCUAAAUACAACAUAAAUACUGUAAUUCUAUAGGCCUAUCGGAUGAUAUAGCCCAAUACAAUUUAAUGGUAGCCUAUUAAGUAGCAACAUGGGGAAAAGUUUCUCCGAACAUUCAUGUUAUUGAAUUUUCGUUGGGGGGCUGCCUGCCCAUUAGCCCACGCAAAUAGGAGUUUCAUUGAUCCGCAUCGUUUUUCCUUUCCCGGUUCUCACUCUCGUCCCACGGCAGGGCGAUGAGGCUGACUGAACACCGUCUCCUCGGCUGAUGAAAGAAGCUGCUGAUGAUAGACGCACUGUCUUCAGCUGCCUACCUACAACCAGAGACCUAACAUGAAUUUGACAUUUCUCGCUGUUACAGCCGCGCUUUUGGCUGCGAAUAGCGGCUUCUGUGAUUCCAGCAGCGUCCCUUUAUUCAUCCUGCCGUUCACUGACUGCGUCCAGAGCCGUGGGAAAGACGGCUUCUACCGGGGAGCGAUAGACGUCACCGAGUCCGGGACCCGUUGCAUGAACUGGACCGAAGUGGCCGGCUUUAAGGAGCGCUACCCGGGGAAAGGGAUAGGAGAGCACAAUCACUGCCGCAACCCGGAUGGCAGGAUCCGACCUUGGUGCUUUUUCAGGAACCACAGAGGCAGAGCGGACUGGGGGUACUGCGACUGUAAACAAGGCUCUGUGCGUCUGCAAGGAGGCCGCUCCAAGCUAGACGGCAGGGUGGAAGUCUAUCUAAGAGGAGUGUGGGGGUCUGUCUGUAGCGAUGACUGGGGGGACCAAGACGCCGCAGUAGUUUGCAGACAGCUGGGCAAGGGGGUCUCAGGUCAUGCACGUGCAGUUCCCCUUUUUCGUCCAAGCAUGGCCAAGCUCCAUUGGAGGGCCGUCCAUUGCCAGGGAGAAGAGCCAGACCUGCUUCAGUGUCCUAAGACUACUUGGAAUGGAGGGGAGUGUUCUUUGGCUGCAGCCAUCACCUGCACCCAGCAGCAAGAGGUAGCCACGCUACCUGUCCGGCUGGUGGGAGGUCGAUCGGGGUCAGAGGGCACAGUCGAGGUUUUCCAUGCAGGGCAGUGGGGUUCCAUAUGUGACGACCAAUGGGACAACAGUGAUGCAGAGGUGGUGUGUCGACAACUGGGGCUGAGUGGUGUGGCGAGGGCGUGGGGCCAGGCACAUUUUGGCAAGGGUUCAGGCCGUGUGUGGCUGGAUGAGGUGCGUUGCACAGGCAACGAGCUCACUCUGGAGCAGUGUCCAAAAAGUGCCUGGGGUGAACACAACUGUCUGCACUCUGAGGAUGCAGGAGUGUCCUGCAUCCCUCUAACAGAUGGUACUGUUAGGUUGGUAGGUGGUGCAGGCAGCAAUGAGGGACGUUUAGAAGUUUUCUACCGUGGUCAGUGGGGGACAGUGUGUGAUGACGGCUGGACAGACUCUAACACGCAAGUGGUGUGCCGACAACUUGGUUACAGAUUAGGUGAGACUCUCCUUUCUGAGGGACUAGACAUUACCCCAGUCCCACGCUUCGGGGUGGGGUCCGGUCCCAUUCUUUUGGAUGAUGUGAGCUGCACAGGGAAAGAGCCUAGCCUAUUCCUGUGCAACAGGAGGGAGUGGCUCCAUCAUGACUGCACACACCAUGAAGAUGUUAACAUCGCAUGCAGCCCCGAGCACAAUGGAGAGAGUAUUUCAACUAGAGUGCCAGUAAGGCUUGUGGGAGGAGAGAGCCCGAGGGAAGGCCGGGUGGAGCUCUAUCUUUCUGGACAAUGGGGGACGGUUUGUGAUGAUGGAUGGACUGAUCGUGACGCUGAGGUGGUGUGUCGACAGUUGGGAUACAGUGGCGUGGCGAAGGCCCGUGUGAUGGCAUACUUCGGAGAAGGGACAGGGCCCAUCCACGUGGACAAUGUGAAGUGCAGUGGUGAGGAGCGUUCAUUGGUAGACUGCAUCAAACAGGCACCCGGCACACACAACUGUCGCCAUAGUGAGGACGCUGGGGUCAUCUGUGACUAUGGUGAAUCACAGCCCAGCUACAAUGAGGUCAAAGACCCUGUCAACUCAGUUUGUGGUCUGCGGCUUAAACACACUCGCCAGCGCCGAAUCAUAGGAGGAGAAAACUCUCUGAGGGGUGGCUGGCCAUGGCAGGCUGCGAUUCGUUUGCGAGGAUCCCGAGGAGAUGGAAGGUUGGUGUGUGGAGCGACUCUUAUUGACACUUGCUGGGUCCUCACCUCGGCACACUGCUUCAAGAGGUAUGGAAACAGCACCAAGCAGUACAAAAUUAGAGUGGGCGACUACCACUCCCUCGUCCCUGAGGAGUAUGAAGAGGAGUACGGCGUUGAUCAGGUUGUCCUCCACCCAGGCUAUCACUCCCAUACCAAUGAUUACGACCUGGCCUUGGUUCGUCUGUCACCUGGGGCAGUGGGCCAGAUGCCGGGAGAGUGUGUGUCAUUCAACCGUCAUGUUCUUCCCGCUUGUCUGCCCAUGAGGAAAGAGAGAGUGCUCAAACAAGCCAGCAACUGUCACAUUACCGGCUGGGGUGACACAGGCCGCUCAUACUCCAAGACCCUGCAGCAGGCACCCCUCUCCUUACUUCCCCGUCGUCACUGCCAACAGCAUUUCCACAGUGCCUUCACGACCCGCAUGCUCUGCGCCGGCAGCGGCCAGUCGGAGAGGCGCGUGGACAGUUGUCGCGGUGACAGUGGAGGUCCGUUGGUGUGUGAGCGUCCGGGAGGAGGCUGGGUGGUUUACGGGGUCACAUCCUGGGGCCAUGCCUGCCGGACAGAACAGUCCCCUGGCGUCUACACCAAAGUCUCUGCCUUCAGUUCCUGGAUACGCAAGAUAAUUGGACGUGAUGACAGAAAAGAGACAAGGCGAUGAAAGGUGAAUGAGGAACUGAAACAACUGACGUCUCACUCAGAAAGAAUGACUUAGUCAGAUGACAACUGAUUCAACAACGUUUUUCAGUCUUGAAUAACUGAUCUCAUGAUGCUAUGACCAGAUUAUCCAGUGUUGUAAGUUAUAGCCUGACUUUAAAAUGGAGAAGACAAGGAAACCUUUGAUAAUUUUAUGAGAGAUGAAAGCGUGACAUUUCUCUCAUCUAAGUCAUCAGCACUUAUUUUUAAUGAUUUAAUAUUCUCAUGGGCUGCACAAUUCCUUCAACUCUCAACUCAAGAAAAUGCCAUGACUUAAAUAUCCUUUUGUUGUCUCUUGUGACAUUUCAUACUACACUAAAAUGUAUUAUUUUCUUUUGAAAUAAUGUUCUCAAUGCUUGCUUUUGUUAUAUUGUAAUUUAUGAUAUGAAAUAUGUUAUUAACCAUGUUGAAAAGGGACCACAGUGUAAAAACAAAUAUAUAGAACGCAUGCAUGCACUCUUGCAUUCACAGUGAUGGUAUGGAAUGAAUUUGCAGACUUGCACUAAGAACCCCUUUUAGGUACUUAAUGCAUUAAAUUCAGUGCUUUCGUGUUAAGCAUUUUAGUCAUAUUGACAUUGUCCAACGUGAAAUUUGUCUGUCAACCUCAUUUCAUUCUUCUUUAUGUAAUGUUUCUCAAUUGUGUUCUUUGUUUUAAAGUGUAAAAAAACAAUUUCAGGUCUUAGUAAUUACUCAGGCAUUUAUAAUUUAUAUACAAUCAAUAUUUGUCCUUAUUUCAGAAGGCUAUAGCUCAAUAUGUGAAGAGAAAUGAAGUGACUAGAGUGUUUCUGAAUCACAAGUACACAACCACAUUUCUAAGUCUUGAUUUGUCAUAUUGACACAGUUCAUUCAUGUUCUUUUGUUCUGGUGGGAUAGUUUAGUGUUGUUGAGGUGACAAUCUGCUACACUUGAAAAAAAACCACUACACUGCCUUGUUAUUUGGUGUUUACUGACUAUGGAUUAUGUUUUAAUGUACUCUAACAUUUCUUCAUAAAUGUAGAUUUUAUAAAAAAAAAAAAAAAGUCUAAGUUUGUUGUUUGUUUACUUAAAUAUGUGAUUAAUAAUGGCCUGUUUAUGUAAAAACAUUUUGGUGUUACUACAUAUGUUUUUGUAGGUAUAGGUAAGUGGUUCUUGCACUUUGUAUUACACGUUCCGUCGUUCUCACACAUCUGAAAUGUGAAGGUGCAGUUGGAACAAAAGAGAUCUUUCAGUUUUGUUUCUGACUGCAAACUGUCAAAGUGAGCACCACUAUGUCAGACAAUAUGUAAGCACAUACACCCAUGCCCAGCGUUACAGGAAUGGAAACCAUUUUCUGAGCCGUCCUGAUUUAAAAGGCAAACAUGUCAUGUUGACUAGACACACAUUUGAGAACUGGGACCAACUGUUACAGUAAGAAGCUGCAUGAAAUCUUGGCAACAUAAAUAAAAAAUAUUCUUAUAUUUUUUGUAAAAUAUAUAGUUUA